Molecule: messenger RNA, 1985 nt
Organism: Malus domestica (apple)
Lineage: Eukaryota; Viridiplantae; Streptophyta; Magnoliopsida; Rosales; Rosaceae
Biological process (GO): lipid catabolic process
Source: RefSeq, a predicted model, not a curated record
AUGUUACAGAAUAGCCUGGAGCUUAAGACAAGCACCCAUUGUUCAGUUCCCUUCUGUCUCUCCCGCCAGAAGCUCCGCCGUAAAAAAUCAUGAGCUUCUCACAAAUUUAACAGAAGCAAAACAAAAACCCAUUCAUCAAAAUCUUCCAUCCUUAAUCCCACCAAAAAACCAAACAGCAAUGUCGGUGGCGUGUGGCAUGGAGUGCGUGGUUGUGUUGGGCUGUAUGCGUUGGGUGUGGCGGCGCUGCACCUACAUCGGCGCCAACGACAGCUCAACCUGGACAUCCGCCUCUCCCGACGAGUUCGACCCAGUUCCCCGUGUCUGCCGCUUAGUCCUCGCCGUCUACGAGGCCGAUCUCCACAACCCCCACUUCAUCCCCACCUGCGGAUUCCGCCCCAACCCCGACUGGGUAGUCAAGCGCGUCACCUACGAGCAAACCGACGGCCAGGCGCCUCCUUACCUCAUCUACGUCGACCACGACCACAAGGAGCUCGUCCUCGCCAUUCGCGGCCUCAAUUUGGUCAAAGAGAGUGACUACAAGCUCUUGCUCGAUAACAAGCUCGGAAUGCAGAUGUUCGACGGUGGAUAUGUCCACCACGGCCUCUUGAAGUCGGCGAUUUGGCUGCUUAACGAAGAGGGCGAGACAUUGAAGCGGCUCUGGCUCGAAAACGGGUCCAAUUACGAUAUGGUGUUUGCGGGUCACUCUUUGGGGUCUGGUGUGGCGGCGCUGCUGACUGUCAUUGUGGUCAACCAUCGGGACCGGCUAGGCGGAGUCCCCCGAAGCAAGGUGAGGUGCUAUGCGCUUGCUCCGGCGCGUUGUAUGUCGUUGAAUUUGGCCGUCAAGUAUGCCGACGUUAUUUACUCGGUUGUUUUGCAGGAUGAUUUCUUGCCAAGAACUGCAACCCCUUUGGAAGAUAUUUUCAAGUCCAUCUUUUGCUUGCCCUGCUUCUUGUUGGUUUGUUUGAGGGAUACUUUCAUACCAGAAGGUAGGAAGCUUAGGGAUCCCAGAAGGCUUUACGCACCUGGUCGGAUGUAUCAUAUUGUUGAGCGCAAAUGUUGCAGAUGUGGGAGGUUUCCUCCAGAGGUCCGAACUGCCAUUCCUGUUGAUGGGAGAUUUGAACAUAUAGUCUUGUCAUGUAAUGCCACAUCUGAUCAUGGAAUUAUCUGGAUAGAAAGGGAAGCGGAGAAGGCUUUAUUAAGAAUGAAGGAAAGUUGUUCUGAGACCGUAACAACUGCCCCAAAAGUACAAAAACUAGAGAGGUUGCGGACCUUUGAAAAAGAACACAAAGAUGCAUUGGAAAGAGCUGUCAGUUUGAAUGUGCCUCAUGCUGUAACGCCCAAUGAGGAAGCCCCCGAAGACCAAAAACUGGAGGAGGCUCCAGAGAUUGGGAAUAAGAGUGAAGACCCUGCCGAUACAAAGUCGAAGUCCACUGGUGGAAGGGCAAGUUGGGAUGAUGUGGUUGAAAAGCUUUUCAAGAAAGAGUCUGGGCAUCUACUGCUAAAAAGAGAUUCAAAUCCCCCGGAAUAGCAAAAUUCUUUUGUUCGUGUAAAGUUUGCUCGAUACAAACCAAGGAGAUGAAGAUACAAGCCAACAGUAAUCUAAGGUUUAAAAAUAGGUGAUCCUCUCCUAUUGCACCGAGGUCCUUUAAGAUAAAGCCCUACACUUGAGAGCCAUUCGGCUUAAUACCACCUAGGGUAUUGGGUUUAGGUGGUUAAUUUGAGACACUAUCGGUGCAUUGCUGGAGUUAGGAGUGGACACUUGUGGACCCGUGACACUUGUUUCUUAGAUUGUGCUUUUCUCUGAGGUUUAGGUUCUUGUGAAUAGUUCAUGGGCACAUUUCCUGCCCGCUUUGGUAUUUGUACAUUUUAUAGGUAAAAGAGUUGUGCAAUAUUACACAUUACUACGGGUCCAUUACCCAUGGGAGAAAAUUUGUCAAUACAAAAAAUACUCAAAACUCCUUGAUAAACUUUAUCUGGUCUUUACA